AUGGCAUUAUCCUACUCCUUCCCCUUCUUUCAUUCCCUCCCCUCACUCGUCUCUCCUUUGCGAGCCGCCGUCGAGCAGGACGCCGUCUCGCUGGUUCGCCGCGUCGCCCGGGUCCUCAACUGUUGGAUCUUCGACCUCGUUGCCCUCCUCUUCCGCCACAAGAGCGCGGGGUCCUUGGGCGCUGUCGCCGGAUUCGCCAUCGCCGUUGUCUUCGCGUGGAAGUUCCUGCGCUCCUCCUCGCCCGUGCGGCUCGGCGGCUGCACAAGGGUAUGUUCUCUUCCUCUUGCUCGGUGCUCUCCAGUGCUGGGUUGUAUGGAGAUCAGAUAUGUAUUGAAACUUACAUGGUGCAAUUGCAAUGCUAAUGGUCGAUGA
Molecule: messenger RNA, 372 nt
Organism: Hordeum vulgare subsp. vulgare (domesticated barley)
Lineage: Eukaryota; Viridiplantae; Streptophyta; Magnoliopsida; Poales; Poaceae
Exons: 3
Coding region: 1-372 (123 amino acids)
Source: RefSeq, a predicted model, not a curated record